ACACCCGCGUCCACGCAGAUAUAAUUUUGAGUGGGUGGACGCGCAUAGGCGCGCGCACACAUCGUCGCGCCGCUUGCGCGCUACAAAAACUGUGAGUGUGGGAGUUGGAGUCAGUAGGUCGAGCUCCUGGUGAGCAGACGAUUGCAAAACUUCGCCGUCUCUCGCCGCGGUUCGCUCUCCAAGAAAUGCCUCGGAAAAUUCUGCUAUUCGCGUUGCUGGCGGCCCACGCCGCACUUCUCUUUGCAGUCGGCGAAGACGAGAUGGGGAGCGGGGAUGGAUCGGGGUCUGGAGAUAGGUGUAGGAUUCCCGACCCGCUGCCCGAGCCUCUGGGCGGCGGCAUCGACACUGCAGGGGACUUGGAACCCCGCUGCCACCUCGCCUGCAUCGAGAAGAUUGCACCGCAAGAAGGAAUAAAUCUGGAGGAUCUGGUGUCUACCACCUAUCCAGUUUGGCCCAUGAUCCCAGAUUCAGCUUUCGAAAAUAACUGCACAAUCUACAAGAUGGUUGAAAUGUGCCGGGAGAGCUGUUCGCUCAUUAAACUUGUUCACUGUCGGAAUAAAUGUGUGAACGAGACUUGCGAUACCCCAGACUCCAGUGCCUGCCAAAUCUGUGUAAGUAACACUCCUCAGAUCUUAAUCCACAACUAAACCUCAGACAAAAAGAGUGUAUAUAUAUAUAUUCAUCAUUUCCUUUUAAUCCUGCAUGCAACUCUUCUUAUUAGAGAAUAGAUGCUUGCAACACUGGCUGCGAGUACCACUUGGCAUGAGCACUAUCGCAGCAUGCUAUGUAAACAAUUUCUUUCCAGGGGUGAUUUGGAGGCCAAAUUCUUCACAUUAUCCGUACUCCGUAGCCAGUAUUCUUAGAAGCAUGUGUUUGCAGGUGAAAUGUCACCUGGGGAAAUGCUGCAUAAGCACUAUUUAUGCCUUGCUUGGCUGAGCAAGCUUGCAGCUAUAUAGGCAUUAAAUCUGCAACUAUGAGCUCAUACCAGUGCUACUAUGAUCAAACUAAAUUUACACCCCGAAUAAAAUUUUCCUCUCUUCUCUUCUCUCCCCCCUCUCAGCUCUUCCCCCAGCUCCGAACGGCCGCCUGGAGCUCGCAAUAGCUGAUGCACCAGACGACGUUUCUCCUCACACCAGUGAUGCCGGACUCUACACGAUGGACCCCAGUGCAGCUGUCCCACAAGAGUCUAACUCCAGUGCAAUACGACACCCCACAAUAAUCAUUCUUAGAGUUAGCGGAAGAAAACAGAAGUACAUUUGGUUGACAAGUUUCGACGAGAUACUCAAUCUCACGGCGUAUGCGUGUGAGGAGCUAAGGUUUCAACUUGGAGCUAUCAACAAGUUUGGACUGGCUUCCUCCAGCUACGGUCCAGACACUUCCCUCAGCGUCGAGGUUUCUGGAGAGUCUCCACCUACUUGUGCGUUCCACCCAGACAAUGUCAACCCUCACAUAGAAAACGUCAACAUGACUGGAUACUGGAAACAUGCUAACGUCAUCGUACACUGGAAGAGACGAGAAAAAGGCUUUGAGCGCCUGGAUCACUACGAGGCAAGAUUCCAGCUGGAGACACCAGAUGAGCAGCCGUACUGCAGGCCAACCAAUCUCACCAAGAGAUUUGACAAGAGGAGUAGUACUGGUGACGACUUAAGAUGGUACAUUUCGGCUGGAGUUGUGGGAGAUGGACCAGUCAGUGACUGCCGCUACACUGUUACGAUCGAAGCAGUGUCCUUGGAUCGCAGUAUAUGUCCAACCUAUCCACCGGAUGUUCACAAAGUCCAUAUCUCUAGCUCAGACACGACGCCAGUUCCGCUGGACCCGCAGUGGAGUCAGGAGUGGGACGACAAGACAGGCAAUUUCACCUACAAGCUGGACUGGAGCAUGCCGGACGACACAAACGUCCAGAGAGCUGUCGGGUCAUUCGAGGUCCUGGUUGAUCUCAUUGCCCCUGACAACACUAGAGAGACUCUGUCCUCCACAGUCUACUUCACAAAUGAAAGCAGUGGACUGGCCUACCAUCACACUCAGAGCGCCAAGUAUGAUGAGAAAAACUUCAAACAUCAGAUAACACUAAAGUCCCAUCCAGGAGACCUCUCCCUGGUUGUGUUAAUCCCUGCCCCGCGCCGACAGACCUUCUCUGCAGAGGCCCUACUACCAGCUCAGGUGGUGGGCGUGACUGCAGAGCUGAUCAAACCGAUCGCAGAGUCCAAGAUUUCCACUGUUACACUGGACAUUGCAGUUGCAUGGGAGGGGGUGGAGGCUGAGGUGGCCUACUAUCAACUGAGGGUGGCACGCGACAAUACAACUGGGUCCACUCCAAUACAUGAACUUCAACCAACUGAACCUACGGCUACCAUCAGUGGACUCAGACUGACACUGGACAACUCCAGACCCUGUAUCUACAUACAGGUAAAGGCAGUGACACAUUUCAUGGCAGAGGGUCCAUGGAGUGAUGCUUUCUGCCUAGAACUACCUCAUUUUACUCCCACUACCAGCACUCUGCCCUCUACUGUGGAAUCCAACGCAGGUGGACAGACAAGCGAUAGUGGAGGAGACGAUAGAGAAGUGGUCUACAUUGUGGUAGCAGUCGUCCUCGUUCUGCUGGUGUGUGUGGUGGUUGUGUUUGUCAUCCUCUUCCUUGCCUACUAUCCUACUCUCAGGAACAGGAAGCAAAGGAGAAUAAGGAGGCUAAACACGGUGUUUAUCCGCAAGACUAGUGAGAAGGACAAGUACAUGGCGGGCAAGCUGGACCAGUGGGAAGUGUACAGCAACCAAGUGGCCAUUCAGAGCAGACUCGGGGAGGGAGCCUUUGGGGAGGUGUACCAGGGACUGUUUGACAGCACCAUUACUGAGAAGAGCAGCGUUAAGAAAUUCGAUGCGAGCAACUCAGUUGUAGUUGCUGUGAAGCAACUGAAAGAUGAUGCAACGGAACAGGACAGACAGAUCUUCCUGAAGCACAUUCUGCAGGCCAAGAAGGUUGCGCAGUACCAGCACCCGCACCUGGUGUGUCUGGUGGGCUGUGUGACAGAGAUGGAGCCUCUCUCACUGCUCACAGAGUACCCCGAGCAGGGGGACCUCCUCACUUACCUCAGGAGCCAGAGAUGGGAGAUAUACCAGUCAAAGCUGCAGAUGCUGGACUACCAGAACGGAGCAAGUGGACACAAACUCCCACACACACUGCCUCAGCACAGCAGCCAGCAGAGCCUCCAGCCACAGGACCUGAUGCUGUUUGCUUCCCACGUGGCAGCGGGACUGGAGCACUUGGCUAGUAUUGGGGUAGUCCACGGCGAUGUGGCCUGUCGCAAUCUCUUCCUGACGGCCGACAAGGUCGUCAAGAUAGCCGACUUUGGUCUGGACGACAUCUCUGAAGAGGAGAAGGGACUGGUGUACAUGAAGGGUGAGCUGGGGCGACUCCCAAUCAGGUGGAUGGCCAUUGAGUCAAUCCGCGACGGAGAGUUCUCGACCUCGUCCGAUGUGUGGUCUUUUGGAGUGACUCUCUGGGAGAUUGCCAGUCUC
Messenger RNA from Geodia barretti, 3513 nucleotides. The record is from the annotation of a GenBank genome assembly. NCBI's taxonomy places the organism in Eukaryota, Metazoa, Porifera, Demospongiae, Tetractinellida, Geodiidae.